Messenger RNA from Pocillopora meandrina, 2635 nucleotides. NCBI's taxonomy places the organism in Eukaryota, Metazoa, Cnidaria, Anthozoa, Scleractinia, Pocilloporidae. The record is from the annotation of a GenBank genome assembly.
AUGAAAAAAUUCAGAUCAGAAGAGUCCAAAAGUAAACCUGACCAUCAACCUUCAUUCCAGCAGAGGUAAGCAUUAGGCUAAACAAGAAACUGACUUGCCUUAUUCUACUGUUGACCUGUAGUUUUAGAAUAAUUGAUCAUCUUUCGUUUAAAAGUGAACUGGGUGUAAAACAUCCACCACAGUUCAAUUGUUAAUAAUACUCACUGGCCUUUGAAUUCUUUUGUAGUGCAUUUCUAAAAACACAAACUUACCCUGCAACAUCUGAUGUUGAUGUUAGUUUCAGUAGUGAUGCAGACCACCUUACCAAUCAACAAAGGUAAACAUUACAUUGAACAAGAAAACAUUAACCUGACUCUCACUAAAGUUAAACCUUAUAAAGAUAAUUAAAGUGAUGUUUGAAACUGAAUCAACAGUAAAACAUGCACCAAAAGAUCAGGUACAUGAAUUCACAUAGCCAGUUAUCUUUUUACAGCACAAGUAAUGCCUCAUAUGUUGGUGUUCUUCACACAUAUGCACAUUCUGUAACAUGUGAUGGUGAUCCCAGUUUCACCAGGGAUACAGAUCUGCUUUAUGCAUCCUUAAUUCAUGGCACUUUGCUCUACAGCAGUGAUUCUGAAGGAGAAAAUGUCCCUGUGGCAGUAGAUGAUCCUCAAGUGUUUCAUACAAAGACGAGGUGGUCAUUAUAAGAAAUACUAGAACAACUAGCAUUUAAGAUUAAUGAAGAUAAGAUAUCAAAAUGUAAUACAAGUCGUAGUCAUCUCUGGGAAGGUGCUUUAAGGGGGCUCAUAAGAAAAUCUUAUUCUCCGGAUAACAAGGUUUCAGUUAAGUUUACUGAUGAUUCUGGAACUUCUGAGGGUGCAAUUGACUUAGGGGGACCAAAAAGAUAAUAUUUUUGGACGGCAAAUUUCCAAUGUAAUGGGUGUUUCAGUGAUUCCUUACAUGAUCUAGGUUCGCCUGCAAAAUAUCUUUAAAACAGAACCACAAACAGGACUGUUUGAUUUAACACAAUCAUAGAACAAUAAAGCUAAGUGGCAUGGGUAAUUAUUCGACGGCAAAUUUUCAACCACAUGACUCGACGACUGAAACCGUCCACCGCACCAUGAAUGGCAAAGCCGUAUGGCUUUAACUUAUCGUAGUCGUCAACUUGCCAUGCAAAAUUCGGGCCUGGGUUAGUGGACGACCUUCUCCUUAGUGCACAAACCUUUCGCAAGGCUUUUCCUUCAGGUUCAACUUGUUGUAAAAUCCCUUCCACCUUUCUUCUUGGUGCUUGUAUUCUGUAAUCCAAACGAAGGGUGUGCCACAUAGCUCGAUAACCCCUCACAGGCGCGUAGCUCUCUUUAAGCCAGGAAGCCCGGGCUUACAAACUUUUCUCGGAAAAUUUAUUUCUUCUUGGAACAUAAAUAUUCUUUUAAUUUCAUAGAACUAGUUUUUUAGGUGAAUGUUAAGAAAACAAGGAAAAAAUUGCAAAAAAAAAAAAAGAAAAAGCCCAAGUGCUUUUGUCCCCAUCCUUCUUUUCGGGUUUCUUCCCCACGUCUACUUCUAUAUUUAUAUUGCAUUUAAAUGUGACGCGUGCAUCAGUGGUUGGGGGUUUUGAUAAAGUUUUCACUGUUUUGUGUAAUAUGCGAAGCAAUGCUUUUAUCGGGUGAACGUUUUUAGGUAUUUGUUCUACAAGGCCUGUCCAUUAAACGUGCCAAUUUUACUGUACUUUGCAGAAAGAUUUUUAAAAACCCAAAAGUAAUAAUGAUAGCGAAAAAUUGAUUGGUUUCUGAUUGACCGCUUUAAAUGAUUGCAAAAACCCACGUCUGCUGUGUGGCAAACAAAAUUUUGCACUAAGAGGAAGUUAAACAUCAAUUUUCUUACCCUCCUUCAGUUAAGAGCCAAGACUGAUCGUGUGCUUGCAGGUCACUUGAAUAGCGAUGAAAGCAGAACAAUUCCAAAGUACACUUCGCCGGAUAUCCAGAAUGAGUUCAUUGAAUUUUGUGGCGAUUACAUCCGCAAGUUAUUGUUACGGGACUGCAACACUGCCCACUCUUUUGCUUUCUUAGCAGAUGAAGCUACAGAUUCUGGAGCAAAGGAGCAGAUCUCAGUAUGUAUACGUUUCGUGCAGAGAAAGGAAGGAGAAAACAAGGAAGAGGUGAGAGAGGACUUUCUUGGGUUCGUAGAGGCAGAAAGCUCGAAGGGAGUAGCACUAACUGUUCAUGACACCCUUACUGAGUUUGGAAUUGACAUCCAUAAAAUGCGAACACAAGGAUGUGACGGUGCUGCAAAUAUUUCAGGAGUACACAGGGAAGUACAGGCCGUCAUACGGCAACAGGUACCAGAGAUAGUGUACUGCCAUUGUAAGGCGCACUCCCUUAAUCUUGCCAUUGGUCGUGCUUUUGGGGAGCCCUUAAUACGCAAUAUGUUAACCACAGUACAAACCAUCGCGUUUGCGUUUGACUAUUCAGCAAAGCGACUGCUGGCCUUUCAGGAGCCUCUUGAUCAGAACGUCCAAGUCCGAGAAGAAAUGGAUAGGCGUGCAAAGCUACGAACUCUGUGCGAGACAAGAUGGGUGAAUAGGGCUGAUGCACCUUCCGUGCAGCGUUCCCACUCAUCGUUCAGGUGCUCGAGAUCUUGUCCCAGGAUGGCGAUGUAA